CUCCGGCCAAUGAUUGCUAACCGAUUUCUCGUUAGCUCGAAUGGAAAUGUCCGUCUCUGUCUGAUUUUUUAUUUGUUGUCUGAGUGGAUGAGGGCUGCUCAUCAGGAAGUAUCCAGCGGGCGAAAAUUUAUAAACGAUUAUUUAACAUUUCGGCCCCCGGCCACGUUUUGCUCCGCUCGGUAUGACAAAGAACAGGCCUGUCUCUGCAGGCGCGAAUUGCAGUGGACUUACAAUGAACAUGUUUUCAAGGGACACUAUGUACCUGAAUAGGUUAACGUUAACUACAGAAGAUGGACGGAGACAGCUCGACCACGGACGCCUCCCAGCUGGGCAUCGCCGGAGAGUACAUGGCAUCCGGUCACUACGUUCUCCAGUCUCAAGAUGAUGACGGCGAGGAGAAUCUGAAUGACCACGAUGACAGCGGUAUCAAAGAGAACUUCAGGGAGCAGGACAUCUAUCUUCCUAUCGCCAACGUGGCUCGCAUCAUGAAGAACGCCGUUCCUCAGACUGGAAAGAUCGCGAAAGACGCCAAGGAGUGCGUUCAGGAGUGCGUGAGCGAGUUCAUCAGCUUCAUCACGUCGGAGGCGAGCGAGCGCUGCCACCAGGAGAAGAGGAAGACCAUCAACGGGGAGGACAUCCUGUUCGCCAUGUCCACGCUGGGCUUCGACAUGUACGUGGAGCCGCUGAAGCUCUACCUGCAGAAGUUCCGAGAGGCCAUGAAGGGCGAGAAGGGGAUCCCCGGGGUGUCGGUGGGAGAAGGCCUGGGAGAUGAACUCACGGACGACAGCUUCACAAACCCACUGCCAGCUGGGAUUAUCACAGCAGACGGUCAGCAGCAGAACGUCAUGGUGUACACCACCUCAUAUCAACAGAUCCCCACCGUGCAGCAGAUCCAGUUUUCAUGACGAGGCCUGACCCCCCUCCCCCACCGAGCCUGAACACGGCGGCUCGUUUCACCAGGCACCGAUCGGCGGGUUGACCAUCUGACCCCUCCCCCCCCGCCACAGGGUAGAGGUUAUCAGACAGACAAGGAGAAGGGAGACGGAGGGGGGGGUAGAGGGAUGCGUCUGCAGAAACCCCCUCAUGUACAGAGCAAUCACUACUUGUUGAGUAGAAAGUCUAGUUCCUAGUUGUGAGGUACCAAAUGUUUUGGGAGUGCAGUCCAAAGCAGUUGGCAAAAUUGAGGCUUUAUUUUAAAGGCUAGUCUUUAUGACAUGAUUUAGUGGUCGGAAUAUGUUUUGUGUGCGUUCAUGUGUUUGCUUUUAUGCAUUUAAUUGAUUUGCGGAGGAGGUUGGGGUGGGGGGGAGGGGGAAUAAUGGGAAGUGUUGGAUGUUUAUUUUUGAACACCUCUGUGUUAACGGAGAGAAGGCACGUUGUUACUGCCACAUCAGAUCAUGCAGCUCUUUUGUAAGUUGACACAAUUUACCAUGUGCUUUAAUGUUAUGUAAAUCCUUUGAAUAAAAAUUCAAAAGUGAUGUUAAAAA
Molecule: messenger RNA, 1484 nt
Organism: Perca flavescens (yellow perch)
Lineage: Eukaryota; Metazoa; Chordata; Actinopteri; Perciformes; Percidae
Product: nuclear transcription factor Y subunit beta
Exons: 7
Coding region: 291-905 (204 amino acids)
Biological process (GO): regulation of transcription by RNA polymerase II
Cellular component (GO): CCAAT-binding factor complex; nucleus
Molecular function (GO): RNA polymerase II cis-regulatory region sequence-specific DNA binding; protein heterodimerization activity; DNA-binding transcription activator activity, RNA polymerase II-specific
Source: RefSeq, a predicted model, not a curated record